AUGAUAAUCCAUUCGCACUCCCGCCCAAUCUGGAUUAAAGCUCGGAUACAGAAUUGGGGGCCGGAAUCACAAGACUUGCAUUCUCUUUUGAGCAAUAUCCGCGAUAAUCGUUAUCCCAACGACAACUUGUUGAAGGACAAGAAGAGGGUCUCGUCUGGAAAAGGCAGAAGCUCACUGCUGCUUACCUUCGCAAGCGAAAGCACGCCGCAAGAUAGCAAUACUCUGCGCCCCUUCACUCUGGGACGAUGGGCACAUGUCAGCCUGCUACGGGCUGAAGGUACUGCAGAUACAUUUGUCUCGGCGAGUCUCGUUGACCUAGGUACGACAGAAAGCGAUGUACCGUCAGUAUCGGAGCUUUCACUUACGAAUGGCAAGGUUCCAGCCGUUGAUGAGUUAUAUCCGGAAGAUUCGGCGAAUACAGCCCCGCAGUCCGAGCUUCUCCAGGAGUCGGGAGAUUUAGAAACACAGAGAGGGCACGUAGAAUGCAAGGCUGAGGGAGCUGUCCCUUGGUUUAUUGUGAAGAGGUACUUGAGCGCUAUGGGAAGUCAAUGGUACUGGGCUGCGGUAUUACCGAUGUUCAUGACACAACAGAUUGCUUCACUAGUGACCAAUUUGUGGAUCAAGAAUCGGGCAUUGCAGUACGAUAAUUCGGAAGCGCGAGUCAAUGCAUGGUAUCAUAUUACAAUCUACGUAGCGUUUGUGUACUCUCUAUGCUCCUGUCACCGCGCUCCGCGAUCUCACAACCUUUCACGGAUCACUCAAAGCGUCAUCCAAGAUAUUCGAUCGACUUCUCAAUAA
Molecule: messenger RNA, 798 nt
Organism: Talaromyces stipitatus ATCC 10500
Lineage: Eukaryota; Fungi; Ascomycota; Eurotiomycetes; Eurotiales; Trichocomaceae
Exons: 4
Coding region: 1-798 (265 amino acids)
Source: RefSeq, a predicted model, not a curated record